Molecule: messenger RNA, 2234 nt
Organism: Cheilinus undulatus (humphead wrasse)
Lineage: Eukaryota; Metazoa; Chordata; Actinopteri; Labriformes; Labridae
Gene: alkbh8
Product: alkB homolog 8, tRNA methyltransferase
Exons: 12
Coding region: 12-2129 (705 amino acids)
Biological process (GO): tRNA wobble uridine modification
Cellular component (GO): cytoplasm; nucleus
Molecular function (GO): S-adenosylmethionine-dependent methyltransferase activity; tRNA binding; 2-oxoglutarate-dependent dioxygenase activity
Source: RefSeq, a predicted model, not a curated record
AAUGACGCACCAUGGAUAGAAUUAAGGACAACAACGUGAAGGGAAUACGGAGGAGUAAAGAAGAAAAGAAGAUUCUUCGAAAACAGUUAAAAGCCAGUCACACUCUCUUAAAGCAUGAAGGAAUUAAUACCACAUCUCAGCCCACCAAGAGUUUGGUUGUUGCUAACGGCGGCCUGGGAAAUGGUGUUUGUCGUGAGCAGCUGCUGUCAACACUGAAAGAAAUGGGUGAGCUGGAGAUGCUGAUCAUGCCCCCUCAGAAGCCCUAUGCUUUUGUCACAUACAGGUCCGAAGAGGGAGCUCAGAAAGCCCACCUCCAUCUCAAUGGUCAAAGUCUGCAAUGUGGAGAAAACAGUGCGACUCUCUACCUCAGUUAUGUUGACUCAGUAUCCUGUGAGGGAGAGGAAUCUGUUCCAUUACCAGAGGGAUUAACCUUAGUAGAAGAUUUUGUGUCAGUAGAUGAAGAGACUCUGUUGCUUGCUGCCAUUGACUGGUCAUCUACAAAUGAUGAUAACACAGCUCAAAAAGCCCUGAAACACAGAAAAGUCAAACACUUUGGGUUUGAAUUUCGCUAUGACAACAAUAACGUUGAUAAGGACAAGCCCUUACCUACAGGUAUUCCUCAGGAAUGUCUGCCUGUCUUGGAGCGAUGCGUUAGCAACAGACACAUCAACACCAAGCCAGACCAGCUGACCGUCAACCAGUAUGAGUCUGGACAGGGUAUUCCUCCUCACGUGGACACCCACUCUGCCUUUGAGGACACAAUCCUGUCACUGAGCCUGGGAGCACAGACAGUAAUGGAAUUCCGUCAUCCUGAUGGCCGUCUUGUUCCCAUUGUGCUGCCACCACGGAGCCUCCUGGUGAUGAAGGGAGAGAGCAGAUACCUCUGGACUCAUGGGAUUACUCCUCGGAAAUACGACAUGGUGCCAGCCUUUGACCCACAAUUCCCUCCUCUAACAACGACUGAAAUUGGGACCCACAGCAAUCUCACUUUGAGCAAGAGAGGCACCCGCACUUCUUUCACUUUCCGCAAAAUCAGACAUGAACCAUGUGACUGUGCCUUCCCCUCUGCCUGUGACAGCCAGGGAGGUCCAACGGUGCCCUUUGUACCGACACCCCCUUCCCCCUCACUCCCUUGUUCCCAUGCAGACGCAGCCCUGCUGGAGGAGAAGUAUGUUCAUCGGGUGUAUGAUGCCAUCGCGUCCCACUUCAGCAGCACUCGCCACUCCCCCUGGCCUCGUGUUUGUGAUUUCCUGACAUCUCUACCUGCUGGCAGCAUGCUCGCUGAUGUGGGCUGUGGAAAUGGAAAAUAUCUGGGUGUCAACCCAGAUCUGAUUGUUGUUGGUUGUGACCGUAGCAGUGCUCUUGUCCAAAUCUGUGCAGAGAGAGGUUUCCAGGCAUUUGUAUCAGAUGCACUCCGUGUUCCUCUUCGAACAUCCUCAUGUGAUGCUUGUAUCUCUAUUGCUGUCAUACACCACUUUUCCACACAGGACCGUCGACUGGCAGCUUUGAGGGAGCUAGUUAGACUUUUAAAGCCUGGAGGUCGAGCACUCAUCUACGUCUGGGCUUUUGAACAGGAGUACAAAAAGCAGAGGUCCAAGUACCUCAAAGACAAGACCAAAGAGCAUCCUGAGGACAGCAGCCCUGCCAAAAACACAUCAGAAAACAGCCAGAAGCAUCAUGGAAAAUCAAACCAACAUUUAGAGGGCAACUACAGGGCUGUUGAUCACACACAGGAUGUUGAUAACAUGAGUGGUGGCAAACUUAGUGUGCACACUAACCGCACAGCCUUUGACACACAAGACCUGUUGGUUCCCUGGCAUCUGAAAGAAGGGAAAAGACGAGGAGAGGAUGAAUCAGGAGAGGGAGGGAAGAGGGACAAUAAGAAGGACAAGUCCAAAAAGAGUCCCACAACCAACACAGACUCUAAACCCCUUCUGAGGAACGACACAACUCAGACCUCGCCUGCAAAUCCAAAGUCUGAGAGCAGCCCAGCACCUGUUUUUCACCGCUAUUAUCACGUGUUCCAGCAGGGGGAGCUCGAGCAGCUGUGCAGUCAAGUGGCUGGAAUCAAAUUUCAGAGCAGCUACCAUGAUCAGGGAAACUGGUGUGUUAUAUUAGAGAAAGAUUAACUGAAAAACUCAUGAUUCUAAUGAUACAACUCUUAUCAAAAAACUGUUAAAUGGUUAAUCUAAGAGGGAGAAAAGCAAGGACACACGCCUUAAAUAAAUGCUAAG